CCCCCCUCUGCCCGCUGUCCCCGCGCCCGCCCCCCCCCCCUUCCGGUCGUCAUGGCUGUGUCCCAUGGACUCCCCCGGGCCCUCCGGGCCCUCCCGCUGUCGCUCCUCCUCCUGGCCCUGCUGAGCGCCAUGCUCGGCUCGGUCAAUGCGGUCGCCAAGUUCUCCAGCGGCUCGUCGCCCAUCGUUAGCGCGCACUCUCUGCGGCCCGUGGGCAUCAGCCUCUCUCCGAAGAUCAGCACUUCGGCCCGGAUGCGCCUGGCCGCCGCCGACAACCUGGACGGCAGCGAGGAUGCCGACUCGAAUGACGAGCUGGUGCUGGAUCUGCCGCACUUCUUCUCGAACGGCUCGUCCAUCAGCGUGUCUCUGCGCCCGGUUCAGCAUCCGGCCGCCAGCCAGGGCUACAUCGAGCCGAUGGCCAACUUCCAUGACGCCGACCAGUCCGUCGAGCGUGUGGGCUCCUCCAUCAGCUGCCUGUACCGAGGCCAUGUGGUUGGCCAGCCCCAGAACCGGGUCGUCCUGUCCGUGUGCGAUGGCCGUGUUCACGGCACCAUCAUGCACGAGGGCAAGAUCCACCAGAUCAUGGCGGCCAACACCUUCCGUGCCCUGUCUGCCCCGCAUGAGCUGGAGCUUUACAACACCCUGAACACGGAUGCCGAGCUGGCCGCCGCGUCGGCCGCCGUGGCCGAGGCCGCCCUCGACGCCCACUCCUACACGGAGGUUCCCCACCUGGCCUUCGUCCUUGGGGCGGAGACCGCCCCGGAGGAGGUGGCCGGCGCCGCCACCGACGAUGCUCCCUGGUGCGAUGGGCCGCUGCUGCCCCCCGGUGCCCCGGCCAAGGCGGACGCCGCCCCGGUCGCCAUGGCCUCCGAGACGGGGUCCUCUUCUGAGAUUGUGGUGACCAACUACUUCAUCGAGGUCAUGGCCUAUGUGGACUACUCGCUGUAUGCGGCCCUCACCCAGGAGGGCAUGAGCAAGAAGCAAAUUAUCGACUAUGUGCGCGCGCUCUUCCUCCAGGUCGAGGCCACCUACCAUGAGUCGGCCUUCCCCGAGGACAUGAAGGUCUACGUCAACCCGUCCCGCAUUGAGGUGAUCACCGCGUCGACCGGCAACCACUUUGACAUUGUCCAGGACUCGCGCACGACCCUGCCUGCCUUCAGCGCCUGGCAGGCGCAGGCCUUCCCGCCGGGAUCGAGCCUGCGGAACUUCGACAUCGCCGUUUUGCUUACCCACAACCGGUUCCUGAACAACGUGGCUGGCCUCGCCUACGUGGGCACUGCCUGCUCCCUGCCGGAAUCCGCCUCCUGCAUCAAUACCGUCAACUCCUUCGGCAGCUGGGCCGUUGUUUCUCACGAGAUUGGCCAUGUGCUUAAUGCCUCGUGCGUUCGAUCCCCUCCCCCCCCCUUCCCCACUCCCCUCCCCUGGCAUCCUGCCCUGCCACGUGCCUCGCGCAUCAUAUGUUCACACGGCAACCACGUCGCUGCUCCUUCGUCGCGUAUCGCACCCGCCGUGUGGGGACACACUGUUCAGCCACGACGGUGAAAAUGGCUGCUCCCCGAAGGGCUACGUCAUGGCUCCCACGGUCGGCGGCUUCGAGCCCGUCCCGCCCCAAUUCUCCAGCUGCAGUGUGGCACAAAUCAAGGAUAAGAUCCUGUCGACCAACUGCAUGAACCAGCCCACCACGCGCAAUGAGCACCCGAAGUGCCUGAAGGAGAAGGGCGUCCUUUCCUGCUUCGAUCCUUCCCUUGACUGCCGCAUGAUGGGCUUCGAGACGGAUUGCGACUUCUCCACCCCUAAUAUCUGCCGGAUCUGGUGCACUGUCCCGUCGGGCAGCUGCUCCUCCAACAACUUCCUCCGCCCGAAUGGCUUCAACUGCACGGCCCUCGCGCGCACCGGCGUUGAGUCGCACUGUCUCCACGGCGAGUGUGUCGCUGUCGAGUCCAACCCCGUGCCCACUUUCGCCCCCACUCCCAAUGGCGCGCCGGCCGGUGUGUCCCUGUCCGGCAUCCUCAGCUUCGGUGCCCUGCUGGCUGUCGCCAAUGCUGCUCUUGCCCUCCUCCAUUGAGACCGGCCACGCCCGCACCCAUGUCACCAACAUGGAGGGGCGCGGGAGGACGUCCCUGUGGAGAUGGGUGCCUCCAAUGCCGCAUCCCGCUUGGCCGACAUGCGGCCGGGCAUGGGCCCGGGAAAAAGGCGCGCGUGCCUGCCCGGGCAUCCCUCGCUCUGUUGCUGCCCUCCAUACUGCUGUCCUUCUCGCAUGCAUAGGCAAAUGUACCCCUCCCCCGCCCAGGGUGUGGCCCAGCCGGGCUGGCCCAGAUGAGCAAGCCCCGGGAGGGGGGAGGGGGGGGGGAAGCCACCGGCCGUGUUGUGCUCAGCCCACAAGCAGCAAUGUGGACCCGUGGAAUAUACACGUGAUACGACCGA
Messenger RNA from Fonticula alba, 2421 nucleotides. RefSeq lists its product as hypothetical. The record is from RefSeq and is a predicted model, not a curated record. Bases 52 to 1539 code for a protein of 495 amino acids. Gene Ontology annotation, molecular function: metalloendopeptidase activity. Lineage: Eukaryota; Rotosphaerida; Fonticulaceae. The transcript is spliced from 8 exons. Gene Ontology annotation, biological process: proteolysis.